CCGGAUUUGCGUAAAACCCACUUGAUUGCUGCACCUUCCUCAGGGUUCUCUAUCCUCCCCUUCUCUCUCUUAACUUCAAUCCUAAGUAUGAUUUAUGAUUUAGCCUUCCUCUCUUUAAAUCAACACAAUUAGUUUUAGUUACUCCCUCUCCACCCUACAACAUUUCUACCUCUUUAAACAUUUAAAUGACACAACACAAGCCCCGGGUAAUAUUUCACGCUAUAUAGAGGCAGUGACCACUUCAUCACAGUUUACACUCUUCCUCCAAUAUUAAGUAACAUUGCCAUUCCCACUCCCCUCUCACAAAUGGGUCGCCAUUCCUGUUGUGUGAAGCAAAAAUUGAGGAAAGGCUUAUGGUCCCCUGAAGAAGAUGAGAAGCUAUUCAAUUACAUAACAAGAUUCGGAGUUGGAUGCUGGAGUUCUGUUCCCAAACUAGCUGGACUUCAAAGAUGUGGGAAGAGUUGCAGGUUGAGAUGGAUAAACUACUUGAGGCCUGAUUUAAAGAGAGGGAUGUUCUCACAGCAAGAGGAGGAUCUUAUAAUCAGUCUUCAUGAAGUUCUUGGAAACAGGUGGGCUCAAAUAGCAGCACAGUUACCAGGAAGAACAGAUAAUGAGAUUAAAAACUUCUGGAAUUCGUGUUUAAAGAAGAAGCUUCUGAAGCAAGGGAUUGACCCAACUACACACAAGCCUCUUGCAGAAGCUCAUGUAAAGGAAGAAAAGAAAAUCACAGAGACAUCACCUAUGCAAACACCAUUAUCUCAAGGCCCUUCAGUUCCAUUAACCUUUCCUUCAUCACAGGGAUCAGCAUUUCUGAUAGAUUCCGAUUACUAUGAUGGAGCGCUAACAGAAGCUUCAAGAGAAAUUUUCAUGACAAAGCCAGCAUUGGACCCUUUAUCCUACUAUGAUUUUCCAAUGAAUGUUGCACAGUGUGGUUUUAAUUUACCUGUGAGUCAGUACCACACAGGCCUUAAAGCAUCUGAUCAGAGCCUCUUUGGGCCCAAUUCAAGCUAUGGAUUCUCUUCAAUGCCAAGUCUAACCAAUUCUGAUCAUGGGAACGUGUCGGUGACUGAGUUUUCAGACAACAAUUCAGCUUCCAAAAUCAGUUCACUGUUCAUGAAUGAUCAGGUGAAAGAAAGUUCCAGCAAUAGCUCAAACAUGAGCACCAUUUACCCUGGAGGAGGGUGUCACAUGAUGGAAAAUGCAGGGUUCUCGUGGGACGGUGACAACAAGUUUGACCCUUUGUUUCAGUUCCAAGUAAAUGGCGCAAAAUCCGAGGAUUUUAAGACGAGUUCAUGGGAAGAAGGGCAGCUGCAGACUCACAAUUCGAUAGAUUUCACUAGCUUUCCGUUAACGUCACUUUCAGAAGAUCUAACUGGAGCAAAUUUUGAUGUAUUCCAGCAUAUAUGAACUGUAAAUUCUUUCUUUCUUUUGAUUUUUUGAACUCUUCUUUAUGUUGAAACGAGGUAGCAAAAUUAGAACGAUGUUGAUAGUACAGGAGAUUUGUAACGAAUGAUUUGAGAAUUGAGAUUAUCCCCCCUCCCCCGCACCUAUUAUUCCUAUUGAUGUAUCUGUUUUCAUCAGCCAAAGUUUGAAUAACGAUAUACCCUUGAUGAUAUUA
Messenger RNA from Cajanus cajan (pigeon pea), 1618 nucleotides. RefSeq lists its product as uncharacterized. Lineage: Eukaryota; Viridiplantae; Streptophyta; Magnoliopsida; Fabales; Fabaceae. The record is from RefSeq and is a predicted model, not a curated record.